Metarhizium brunneum ARSEF 3297 is the source of this 1353-nucleotide messenger RNA. RefSeq lists its product as uncharacterized. The record is from RefSeq and is a predicted model, not a curated record. Lineage: Eukaryota; Fungi; Ascomycota; Sordariomycetes; Hypocreales; Clavicipitaceae.
AUGGCUUCCUAUCGUGAUGAAUCCGUCGAAAGAGAUGGGUUCGCCUCUCAGUAUGGGAGGUUCACGGCACAUCAUAUUGAACGAAUUGAUGGCUCUGUACUGCAACGCAUGUUCGUCCCCAAGGUGACGCGCGAAGGACAACGGGAAUUAUAUCACCACGGCUCGAGCUUUAUUCGCUCGCAAUUGAAGCAUUACGGCGUUAAAUUUGACGAGGCGGAAUUCUCCGGCAAUGGGACAGUUUUGAUGAGGAAAACCCUACUCGCAGGGCGUUGUGACAAGGUACCAGAUCACAUCACAGCUCUGCAGCGGCAGAUGCACACGGAAUGGCUAGAAACGCAAACCCCUCGGCAACUCGCAACUAAACCUUCAUGGGUUAUGGAGAAAUACUUCUUGCGAUCUGGCCAACCGGAUAGCACCAAAACGGCUACAGUAGUUGGCAUACCAUUCGAGCCAAGUAGCAAGUACAGGUCCGAUUUGGUCGAGGCUGCUAGCAAAGUACCUGGUUUGCAAUGCGCAACGGGAUAUGGACCCAAGACGCAAGUCGUCUUCAUGGGAUGGACGUCUGCAGCUGUGAAGAAAGCAGCAAAUGAGCACCCCGCCAAAGAGAAGAAAGAAGUGCAAGCGCUGAAGCAAGAGCAUGAGGACGGGCGGACGGCAAAGCACAAUGCUUAUCUCGAGGCUCUGAAGGAGAAAAGAGGACCCAAGAAGUAUUCCCCAGUUGGCAGUUACAUGAUCGACUGCGAAGAAAUCACGGACAAUUGGCCAGACGACGCAAAAAACAUGACCUUGAAUAUUCGCACUACCGAGGAACGGGGAGUCUAUGAGGCAAAGUUUGACUUUGGUAUGUUUAUAGGUGCCAUGGUCAUUUGUGACAACAAGGCCACCUUGGUGCAGUACUGCGCCGAGCUGGAUCGAGAGGCCGAAUCUCGGUUGAGUGAUGGCUCCAUGGGCUUUGGGGAUGAUGACGAUGCGGAUGCGGAUAUCGGAAACAAAUCUGCUUCAAGCUCAAAAGGAAAGGCCCCCGAAGCGCCCCGUGGUCGAGGGCGCCCGCCGAAACAAGCAAAAUCGGCGGAGAAUCAAAAAGCCCAGCCGAGGACAUUCUACCUGCGUCUGAAAGGCCAAGAAACUGGCGAAGGUCAAAUCUAUCCGGAUGCUGAAAAGGGGGCCAUCAAGUUCAAGGAUGAGAGAAUGGCUAGUUUCCUGGGCAAGGCAUCUCUCCCUUUCGAAGGAGAGAGCAUACCGUUCACAGGUCGCAAAAUUUCAGAUCAACCAUUCCCCAAGGCAAGGGGGGGUGAAUGGGAGGACUACUCGGAUAGAGCAGAAGGCUAUGCACGACGUCGGCGAUGGGGAUAA